AGACUCAGGCUGCAGAGGAAAGAGAAAAGGACUGAACUCAGUCUCCACACAGCGGCAACAUGAAAGCAGUCAGAAAGCGACUCUGGUUGUUCGUGUCUCUUCAUUGUUUCCUGGUUGGCGGUUUAGUUGACUCCUCUUCGCUGUCCUCUGCCGCCCGCUUCCUGUCCGUCAGCAGCCAGGUGGGGCAGCAGGUGGUUCUUCCCUGCAGCUGGAAGUCUCGCCUGAUGGACGCCGCUCCGCCCGCCUGCCACAUCCAGUGGAAGAUGAUGGACAACAAUGUGUUCGAGCAGCGGAAGAGGGAGACGUGGGAGACGUGGCAGGCGGUGGAGUUCAAGGGCCGGGUGGAGGUCCCUAAGGAGAAGCUGGGGUCCGGAGAUUGUUCUCUGAUCAUCAACGACGUUCAGAUUAAAGACACGGGGAGAUACGAGAGCUACAUGGUGGUGGACGGAGACAGGGACGAAAAAACCAGAGUCUUCAUCCAGAGCGUCAAGCUGUCUGUGCUCGAUCACAAGACUCUCCUGUCUCAAUCCCCCGGUGAAGAUCUGGUUCUGGAUCUGUAUACCAAUCACUCAAUGAGAGUCGUCUUCCAGGGCAGAAACGGCUCUGAUUGGUCGGUGUUGUGGACGAGAGAAGACGAGGACAGCGAUCGUGUGCAGAAACAUCUGAACGUCAAUCAGCUGACGAUCAAACGUUUGAGCCAAUCAGACGAAGGGAUUUAUAAAGUUCUGGAUGAACACGGCCUGGCGGUCAGCACCGUGCAGCUCUCUGUCGACGAAAACUUAAUCUCUCGGAGACUUCAGACUCCAGAUAAACAACUAGCAGCCGAGGCCUACAGCAGCAGCAGCAGCAGCAGCGUCUCGGCUCUUCUCAUCUCGUCUCUCCUCAUCCUGAAUCAUCUCGUCUAAAAACAAACUUCACACUGACGAUCUCCCACCUGUGUCUGUGUGUGUGUGUGUGUGUGAGCCAUAAAUGAGCCAGCUGAACAGUGAGAGGAAACAUGUAAAUAUUAAUGACAUGUAUUAUAUUUCAGAUGAGAACGUCGACACCACUCUGUUAUUAUUUUAUAUUAAAAUAUGAAAAGUGGAGCCAGGAGACAUUCAUCAUCAACAUCUGGCUCCAGAAAUACUUUUUAUCUCUCUAAUUACAACCAGCUGAGUCUCAUUUCAUCAGUUCAAACACAAACCGAAGCGUAAAAAAGAAGAAAAGUUAUUAAUUUUUCCACUUUGGAGAAAUUAAAGCUUAAAAAACCUGAGCCACAU
Molecule: messenger RNA, 1259 nt
Organism: Scomber japonicus (chub mackerel)
Lineage: Eukaryota; Metazoa; Chordata; Actinopteri; Scombriformes; Scombridae
Gene: igldcp
Product: galectin 17
Exons: 7
Coding region: 60-905 (281 amino acids)
Biological process (GO): negative regulation of T cell proliferation; T cell costimulation; cellular response to lipopolysaccharide
Cellular component (GO): external side of plasma membrane
Source: RefSeq, a predicted model, not a curated record